Molecule: messenger RNA, 943 nt
Organism: Rhagoletis zephyria (snowberry fruit fly)
Lineage: Eukaryota; Metazoa; Arthropoda; Insecta; Diptera; Tephritidae
Source: RefSeq, a predicted model, not a curated record
AUGUCGGCUGAAGACUUGGGAGCAGGCAGUUCAGGCCGUCUCGGUCAAGAGUUUCGAACCAAUGCCAUCGUCGGCAACCAUUAUCGCAUCAUUAAGCGACUGGGCUCAGGCUCAUUCGGCGACAUUUACAUGGGCGAAAACCUGGUGAGUAAUCCAAAGAUGCAGGUGGCCAUCAAGAUAGAGCCAACUUGUGACAAAGCAGCUCAGCUGUACAACGAAUUCAAGUUCUACCGCUUGAUCAACGAAAAGCAAGGUUUUCCAAACAUUUACUGGUUUGGACAAUGGGACAAGUACAAUGUCCUUGUAAUGGAUCUGCUGGGCAAAAAUCUCGAAGACGUCUUUGAAGCUUGUGAGCUCAAGUUUUCACUCAAAACUAUAAUUCAGUUGACUCUUCAGCUACUCGACCGUUUUGAGUUUUUGCACAGCAAAAGUAUCAUAUACCGAGACGUGAAACCGGAAAACUUUCUUCUUGGCCGAGCUGGCUUUCCUAACCAGAACACAAUUCACAUUGUCGACUUUGGGCUGUCCAAGGAGUUCAUAGAUCCCAUUACCGGAAAGCAUAUAUCCUACCGCACAGGCAAAUCGCUGACCGGCACAGCUCGCUACAUGAGCAUCAACACACAUCAGGGCGUUGAGCAGUCUCGUCGUGACGACCUGGAGGCGCUGGCUCACCUCUUUGUUUACCUACUGCGUCAAGGCAAACUGCCAUGGUCAGGCCUGAAGGCACCCACUCUGAAGGAGCGCUACCGCAAAAUUGGCGAAGUCAAGGUGAACACUCCCAUCGACGAACUGUGCGCUGGAUUUCCCGAAGAAUAUGCAAAUUUACUCCGAUACUCACGAAGUCUAGGCUUCUAUGAUGCGCCCGACUAUGAAACUAUUAAGGCCGGUUUUGUUGAGCUCUACAACAAGAUGAACUUUGAAGAUGACAAGUAUGACUGGGAAG